UCCAAUUCAACAUAAGAACAUCCCUCCAAUUCAUGUCUCACCCAAAGCAAUUCUGUAUGGUUAUGAAAAUCAACGUCGAUUGCAAUGCUUGUUGUCGAAAACUUCGAAGGAUUAUCUUGAAAAUGAAAGCGAUCGAGAAGCAUUUGAUAGAGAAGGAGAGUCACAGACUGAUCGUGUUUGGCAGAUUCAGGCCGUCCGACAUUGCCAUUAAGAUCCGGAGGAAGAUGAAUCGAAGAGUCGAGAUUCUCGACGUCGAAGAAAUGGAAGAACCCGAACCCGUUGCCGAUCAAAACCCACCGCCGGAGCAAGCUCAAGUAGUCCCCGGAACCAUUGCCGACCACAAUCCCAACCCCAUGUUUCCUUCUUUGGAGCAUGAUGAUUGGAGGCCGCCCGUGUUUCCCUCUCUUGCCGCCCACCAAUACCGUUCUUUUUCAUCUUCUCGUCCUGAUUUCGCCGUAGCUUGCUUGCCGGAGCCGGACAUGGAGGAACGCUUCUGGCAUUAUGGUCAUGACUAUGAAGUUGUUGGAGAUCGAGAUCACACCUUCUCUUGUCACGAUUACUACCAUUACUAGCUAGUUUGUCUCCUUUUUUUAGAGUUCUAUUAUACGUAAUAUUAAUUAAAAUCAUUAAUUUAUUCCUAUGAAAAUUAUAUGAAAUAUAAUUACAUUAGCACGAGCAUUAGAAU
Molecule: messenger RNA, 685 nt
Organism: Cucurbita pepo subsp. pepo (vegetable marrow)
Lineage: Eukaryota; Viridiplantae; Streptophyta; Magnoliopsida; Cucurbitales; Cucurbitaceae
Source: RefSeq, a predicted model, not a curated record